This is a messenger RNA of Guillardia theta CCMP2712, 456 nucleotides long. RefSeq lists its product as hypothetical. Lineage: Eukaryota; Cryptophyceae; Pyrenomonadales; Geminigeraceae. Gene Ontology annotation, molecular function: ATP binding; protein kinase activity. Gene Ontology annotation, biological process: protein phosphorylation. The transcript has a single exon. The annotation marks the transcript as partial. The record is from RefSeq and is a predicted model, not a curated record.
AUGGCGAUCCUGUCGAAGGAGUUUGGGAGGCACUACGAGCUGAACAGGAAGAUGAGGAGCGGAGCGAGAUGCGCAAUGAUGGAGGCAACGCACAGGGGAUGCGGCGACAAGUAUGCCGUAAAGGUGAUCAAGAAGGAGGGGAGGUCGCUAAAUUCGGAGAUAAGGAGUUUGAUGCGACUGUCUCACGCAAACUGCGUCCAGCUGCACGAGGUGUACGAGGAGCACAAGGAUCUUUAUCUUGUGAUGGACCUCGUGGAAGGAGCAACGCUGGCGGAUGAGAUCUCUUAUCAGGCAGCAUUCUCGGAGGCAAGGAUUGCAGGUAUCAUGUCACAAAUCCUGGACGCGCUCAACCACAUGCACGAGAAUGGGAUCGUUCACGGAAAUCUAGUGGAGGAGCACGUCAUCGUCUCUUGCGAUGACACAGUCAAGAUCGUAGGGUUCGGGAGCUCCUACCUG